GUUCACCGUCACUUUGUCUGCACAUUUUCUGCGACGUCUAUCAGCCAUCUUGCUCUUAAUUGUUACUGUGGACCUAUCUAAGCCUGCGUUAGACAACAUCCCAUUCCGCAUUCAAAUGGCGAGCAAAAUCUGUUUAUCGAAUGAUGACUAUACAGUCGGAUGGAUCUGCGCCUUACCACCGGAAAUGGCCGCCGCAAAGACAAUGCUCGAUGAGAUCCACGGAGAGCCAACUGUGCAGUCUAAUGACCACAACGCCUAUAUUUUCGGACGAAUUGGAACACAUAAUGUUGUGGUCGCAUGUCUACCAAGUGGACAAUACGGAACGACAUCCGCUGCUGUCGUAGCUAUGCAGUUGUUGUCUAGUUUCCACUCGAUUCGCUUCGGUCUUAUGGUGGGAAUCGGAGCUGGGGUUCCGAGUGAGGAGACAGACAUUCGUCUUGGAGAUGUGGCAGUCAGCGAGCCAACGGAUACAAACGGAGGAGUGGUACAAUAUGAUCUCGGCAAGGCGUUGGAAGGCGGCGAGUUUCAACGAACGGGCAUGCUGAAUCGUCCACCGCAGAGUCUGUUGACAGCGUUGUCGAAAUUAAGGGCAAACCAUCUCACGGAGGAAAGCCAAAUGGCUAGUUUCCUGGCUGAUAUUGAACGCAAAUUCCCGAAACGAGCGGCGAAUUUCGCACGUCCGACGGAGGACGACAAUCUGUUUCUCAGCAACUACAGCCACAAUGGAAAGGGUACCAAAGCUUGCAAUGCCUGUGAUACGACUCAGACUGUCCGACGAGCCUCGCGAGACCACAGUGAUCCGGUUAUACAUUACGGAGUGAUUGCCUCAGCCAACCGAGUUGUGAAAGAUAGUCAACUGCGCGACCAGCUUAGUCGUGAAUUAGGUGCGAUCUGCGUGGAAAUGGAAGCUGCAGGGCUCAUGAGCAACUAUCCAUGUAUUGUGAUACGUGGAAUAUGCGACUAUGCGGACUCUCAUAAGAAUGGAGCAUGGCAGGGAUACGCUGCAGCAGUGGCAGCGGCAUAUGCGAAGGAACUUCUUCUGACGACAUCCACGAGCCAUAUUGACCAAACAUGUACUGCACGAGAUCGACUGGCGACAUCGGUCCAGGUCCACAAUUUUCGAGUUCCGUUAGACCUUACUUCAGUGCCUGUGAUUGAGAGUUUUUUAGGGCGACCAGAUGAGCUGGAACAGCUAUGGCACUAUCUACAACCCGCACAUGACCAGUCACGAAAGGUUGCUAUUCUCCACGGUCUUGGAGGUAUGGGCAAGACACAACUGGCGAUUCGAUUUGCACGAGAGCAUAAGAACGAUUUCACCGCUAUCUUUUGGUUGAGUGGUAAAAGUCGAAGUGCGCUAUUGCAGUCUCUGGGAUCAGUGCUGGCCCGUAUACCAGGGUAUGCUGCUGAUGGUGAAGCAACAAAGGAUGAAGAGGUAGAGCAACGCGCUAGACAGGUACUCCAGUGGCUAGCUACGGAAGGGAACUCUCGUUGGCUCAUGAUCCUCGACAAUGUUGACCACGAAUACUUCAGCAAAGAUCCCGAUACAUAUGACCUGAGGGACUUUUUCCCCACAGCAGAUCAUGGUUCUAUUCUGAUCACCUCCCGACUUGCAAAACUAGCCGAGUUGGGAAGGUCCUUUCCUGUCGAGAGACUCGAACCGAAGGCAGCAAUGCAGCUACUGCUCCAAAGUAGUGGCCUUUCGAGACGCGACAAUAUGACAGAGAAGGGGAAACAUCCAGAUAUCGAACUCCUUGCCGAUCGUCUAGAUGGAUUGCCAUUGGCAAUUGUCAUUGCUGGCGCAUUUAUUCGUGAAACUGGGAGCAGUGUCACCGAGUAUCUCCAAUUUUACAACAAUUCUUGGUAUGAGUUGCAGUCAGCAUCGAGCGUCGGCCACCAGUAUCAGCAAGGCAAUUUGAUGCAAACCUGGAUGGUAUCGUACCGUGAUAUCCAGAUGCGAGACCCAGAUGCGGCAGAAGUGCUACUCCUAAUCUCACAUUUCGAUAACCGAGAUAUCUGGUAUGAAUUGGUGAAGAGUGGCGGUCGCCAUCCUAAUGCCCCAGCUUGGCUGACUAGGGCGGUUUCAAGUGCACUGGCUUUCAAAGCCAUCAUGAGAACACUCAUCGGAUUCUCUUUGGUUGAAACCAGCCAACGAGAUGGCAGCUAUGCAUUGCAUCCGGUUGUACAAGACUGGUGUCUUGAAGUUUCUCGCAAAGGCAAUGAAGAGAGCUUGACCUUAUUCAGGGAACUAGCAUUGCUAUCUGUUGGUUACAUGGCCAUCGGUUUGGGUGACAAGCAGUUGCAUAGGAAUUACCGGAGGCUUUUAUCACAUGCCAAGUUUAUCCACCACGAAGACCUGGAAAGUGAGCAUCCGGCAAUAUUGAAUGCACUACUGGGCCUAGGCCUUCUCCACUUUCAUGUGGAGAACUGGAAGGAGGCAGAGUCAAUGUAUCAGCGAAGUUUACUGGGAUUUGAGAAAUUACCAGGUCCGUGUGACAAACUAAACCUCAAUUAUAUCAAGAACUUUGUUCAGCGAUAUCCUUAUAAGGACAGGCCGAAGGAGGCAGAAUCAAUAUAUCAACGGAUUUUGCUGUGCGAAGAGAGAUUACUGGGUCCAGAUCACGUAUCGACUCUUGCGACAGUCAAUCACCUUGGCAACAUCUAUCUUAACCAGGGCAGAUUGAGAGAAGCAGAACAUAUGUAUCAACGGGCCCUAACAGGGUUUGAAAAUUGGCUGGGUCAAUGUGAUGCGUCUGAUAGUCGUGCGAUGUACAGCCUAGCGGUGGCCUACAGGAAGCGAGGCGAGAUAGAGAAAGCGAACGAAUCGUAUCGGCAAACACUCUUGGUCGAAAAAAGGGCACGAGGCCCGGCUCAUAUAUCUUAUCUCCACUGUGUCCGCGAUCUCGCCACCUUCUAUGCUGAACAGAAUGACUUGGAAGGGGCAAAGGAAUUGUUUCAACAGGCACUGACAGGGUAUGACAAUGCAUUAGGUCCAGACCAUACAUAUGUUCUUCACACCCUCGCAGACCUUGGAAAAAUGUACAGGCAUGAGGGCCAGCGAGAAAGAGCAGAAGAAAUGUUUCGGCGAGCAAUAACAGGAUUUGAAAAUAUUUGUGGCCCAAAUCAUGAAUCCACCUUGGAAGUCGUCAAUAAUCUGGGAUAUCUGUACCUGGAUCAGGGGAAACUAAAGGAUGCGGAAAAACUGCUUCAGCGAGUCUUAGACGGCAGAGAAAACGCGCUUGGUUCAAAUAAUCCGUCCACAUCGCAAGCAGCCGCUACUCUUGCUUAUGUCUACUGGGACCAGGGGAAGCUGCAAGAAGCCGAAGUGCUGUUUCAGCACGCCCUAGCAGGCAGGGAAAACGCUUUAGGGUCAAAUAAUCUAUUGACCUUGAAUUCAGCUCAAAACCUUGGUGUUGUCUACGCGGAGCAAGGGAAAUUCCAAGAAGCAGAAAUGAUGCUUCAGCGAGCCCUUGCAGGCAUAAAAGAUCUUUUGGGCCCAAAUCAUACAUAUAGCUUGAGUGUAGCUAGGAGCCUGGGUCUUCUCUACAUGGAACAAGGCAAGUUUGAGGAAGCGGGGGCGAUCUGUCAAAUUGAUUCAGACACCAAGGAGAACAGGUCGAGCUCAUACCAAACGAGCAUCCAAGAAGGUGAUCAGGUGGGAAGUGAAACAAGAGUCAGAUCGACGGGACAUCAAAGACUGGGAAAGGCCAUCAAGGCUGUAUUUAAACGGUAGUGUGUGGUUAUUAGACAAGUAUGUUGCGAUUCGCAAGAGAAAGAAAAGGCAUUCCGAUUAUACGACCUGGG
Molecule: messenger RNA, 3801 nt
Organism: Aspergillus ibericus CBS 121593
Lineage: Eukaryota; Fungi; Ascomycota; Eurotiomycetes; Eurotiales; Aspergillaceae
Product: Pfs, NB-ARC and TPR domain protein
Exons: 3
Coding region: 116-3730 (1204 amino acids)
Biological process (GO): nucleoside metabolic process
Molecular function (GO): catalytic activity; protein binding; ADP binding
Source: RefSeq, a predicted model, not a curated record